UUUUGUGAUUCUCAGAAGUCAGCAUUCAUCGCUUGUCAUUUUCUCUCAAUCCAAACAUGUGUCCCAUGUGGCAAUUUCAUUAGUCCAAAUCUUCUCUUCUUCAAUUCCAUCAACAAAUAUUCUUGCUCAUAAUUUUUUGUUUUAAUGUGAAUGAAUCCCUUCACAUCUUAUCCACGCAUAUCCAUGAAAUUUUUGUGAUAGAUUUUGUUUUCCCAUUUUGGAUUUAUUAGUUCUUGAUCCCACUUUCAUCGUCGGAUUCUGGAUUCUGUGUGGAAAUUCUCUUUUUUUGAUCCAGAAGCUUGAGUAUUUGACCUUCCCCACCAAAGGGGAGCUUUGCCAAAGCUUGCCCUGUUUUUAUUUUCUUGUUUUCAGAUGGCUCCUGCCUUUGUUUCCUUGAAAUCAUUGCGUUUGUAGCCUGAAUAAUUUGCUUCCACUUCUUCACUAAACAAGCAUUCUUUUUCAUCGUUUCCUCUGAUGCAGCAGCUACUUGUUACUCCUGAUUCUACCCCCUUGAGUUACUGGUUAAGCUGGAGAGUAUUGCUAUGUGCAAUCUGUGUAUUCACCCCUAUGGUUGUAGCUGUAUUUAUUACAUGGAAACAUGAAGGUUUUGAUCAUUUGAGAUCUUGCGGAGGGAAAACUCAGCAAAAGAUUAACCAUUCAUUGUUUGAAGAUAGAGCUUGGAGACCAUGUCUUAAACAAAUCCAUCCCAUUUGGUUGUUGGCUUAUCGAGUUAUCGCUUUCUCUGUGCUUUUGGCAUCGCUUAUUGCUAAAGUUUCUGAGAAUGGAUUCGUCAUGUUUUACUACUAUACUCAGUGGACUUUUACUUCUGUUACCAUUUAUUUUGGGUUUGGGGUACUGCUCUCCAUCUGUGGGUGUUUCCAAUAUCAUAAAAUGGGCACCGCUGCAUCUAAUAUCCAUCACAUUACGGAUGAUGCUGAACAAGGGUACCACGUGCCUCUAAUAUGCGAGGAAAGAUUAAAUGUACAUAAUGCAAGAAAAAUCUCAAAUACCGAAGAGGAAAUUUACACUUUUCAAAUAGCAACUGUGUGGAGUUAUCUCUUCCAAGUUCUGUACCAGAUGAAUGCUGGAGCAGUGAUGCUCACUGACUUUGUUUAUUGGGCCAUUAUUUUUCCAUUUCUUACCAUCAAAGAUUACACUAUGAAUUUUUUGACAGUUAAUAUGCAUACAAUCAAUGCUAUCUUACUCCUUGGUGACACGGCUUUGAAUUGUCUGCCAUUUCCUUGGUUCCGGUUUUCUUACUUCAUUCUAUGGACGGGUGCUUUUGUCAUUUUCCAGUGGAUUAUCCAUGCUUGUAUAUCAAUUUGGUGGCCAUAUCCAUUCCUUGACUUGUCAUCACCAUAUGCUCCAUUAUGGUACUUGCUAGUAGGAUUGCUGCAUUUACCAUGCUAUAGUUUCUUUGUGCUAAUUACCAAAAUGAAACACAAUCUGUUAUCAAAAUGGUUUCCUCAAUCUUAUGAAUGUCUAUGAUGAUGAAUAUAAAACAUUUGAAUGCUGCUUCACUGCAUAUGAGGCUCCAUUAAUACAUCCUCAAGUUAACCCAGUUGUAUGAUAUAGCAGAUGGUAGUCCUGUGAUACUCAAUAGUUCUGUUUUGCUUCAAUGGAAUCAAGACUGAAUCCAUACAGGAUGUUUACAUGAUGUUCUACACUCGAGCAGCAUUUUACUUCAUUCUCUUCAUUCUCUGUAGGAUUAGAACUCCCUAGUAGAUGUCAGAUUCAGGGCUCUUAGUUCUUUCCAUUGGGCCAUGGAUUGUAUUUGCCCAGUUCUAACAUUGUCUCUUUGAUCCAUGAUCAUGAGUUAACUGAGAUUGUGUACUUUUUUUACCUUAAAGAGGAGGCUGGGAUGUAAAACUGAGGUUGGAAUAAUGCUGUAGUUGCAAAUGAAUAAUAAUCCAUUUCUUGCUCGAUUGCA
Manihot esculenta (cassava) is the source of this 1930-nucleotide messenger RNA. RefSeq lists its product as uncharacterized. NCBI's taxonomy places the organism in Eukaryota, Viridiplantae, Streptophyta, Magnoliopsida, Malpighiales, Euphorbiaceae. Gene Ontology annotation, cellular component: membrane. The record is from RefSeq and is a predicted model, not a curated record. The coding region runs from base 475 to 1488 and encodes 337 amino acids. The transcript is spliced from 9 exons.